This is a messenger RNA of Schistocerca piceifrons (Central American locust), 1947 nucleotides long. RefSeq names its product ankyrin-3-like. The record is from RefSeq and is a predicted model, not a curated record. Lineage: Eukaryota; Metazoa; Arthropoda; Insecta; Orthoptera; Acrididae. Gene Ontology annotation, molecular function: protein binding. The transcript has a single exon. Gene Ontology annotation, cellular component: nucleus; cytoplasm. Bases 1 to 1947 code for a protein of 648 amino acids.
AUGCUAGCAAAAGGAGCAGACAUCGAAGGUGCAGAUUCUUUCAACGUACGACCGGUCCAUAUAGCUGCGGAACAAGGCCAUUUGGACAUUCUUAAUUUGCUUAUCGCAAGGGGCUGCAAUGUAGAUGCACAAGGGAGUUGUGUUACGCCGUUGGGCAAACGGGAGGUGGGCAUGACGCCGUUACAUUUAGCAGCCAAACAUGUUGACCCAAAUCUCGUGCUCAGUUUGAUCUCUGCUGGCGCUAACGUGAACGCCAAGACUGGUUCGAGAGUGGUUCCACUGCAUGUUGCCGCAGAGAACGGCCGUCUGUGCGUAGUGAAGGCGUUAGUUUCCGCUGGUGCAGACGUGAAUGCCGAGGACGACAAAAAUGUCACCCCUUUACUUUCUGCUGUGGCGCAGAAUUCUGAAGACGUGGCCAGAUUUCUCGUAGCAAACGGUGCUGCUGUAAAUGUGCAAAAUUCGUACCGUUAUACGCCGUUGCAUUUCGCAGCCGAAAAGGGAAAUGUUAACAUAACGAAGCUGCUGGUCCAGAACAAGGCCGCGAUGAAUGCAAAGCAUGUGGGAGGCUUCACCCCUUUGCAUUUGGCCAUACAAAACAGACAAACCGCAGUAAGUCGGAUUUUGAUAAACAGUGGAGCAGAUGUGAAUGUGAGAGAUAAUGAGAGAUGGACCCCUCUACAUAGCGCAGCGUACAGCUUAUACCCAGCUGAAACCGCUAGGCUGUUGAUUGCGGAAGGUGCUAGCACGAAUGCGAGGGACAAAGCUGGAAGAACACCCUUGCACCUUGCUGCAGAGAAUAAUUUCACCGAUGUAGUUAACAUCUUGAUCAGAAACAGAGCAGACGUUAAUGUCACUGACUUACGAAUGUGGACACCACUGCAUAGCGCAGCUUACGUGGGUAGUGUGGACGUCAUAAAGAUUCUUACCGCCAGGGGCGCUCAAGUGGAUGCGAGGACACGCAAACGGGCUACACCCCUGCAUUUCGCAGCAGAUUACUGGCGUGUCGAAGUAGUUAAAUAUCUUUUGGCAAAAGGAUCCGAAGUCAAUGCAGCUGAUCGCAGAAACUGGACGCCACUUCACUUCGCAGCAGAUGAGGGUUCCAACGAAGUCCCUCUUACGUUGUCCGGACACUUGUGUGCAAGUGCGCAGGAUUCCAAACUGAAUACCGUGAAAGUUCUCAUUGAAAGCGGAGCAGAUGUAAAUGCAAAGGGUAGCAGAGGUGAAACCGCAUUGUACCUAGCUGUGAAGUACGGCGAUCCAGUAGUAGCUAGAUGCUUAUUAGAGAAUGGUGCAUAUUAUGAUGUGACAACCAAACACUACUUUCGUAUCACGACUGUUUCGCAGAUUGCCGCGAUUAAAGGGAACAAGGAUGUAAAUGCUUUAUUGCUUGCUGCCGAAAACCUGUUCGAGGCCGUGAGAAAAGCCAAGUGUGCUGAAAUUGAAAAAUGUAUUCAGGAAGGAGCACCAGUCAACAGCAGAAGCGUCAAGUACGAAACACCACUUACGUAUGCGUCUUGGAAAGGACACUUAGCCGUUGUUAAUGUUUUGCUUAAAAAUGGGGCAGCUGUUAAUUUGAGCAACAGCAAUGGUAAUACUCCUCUACAUUAUGCAGCGAAAUUUGGGCAUCACGAAAUAUUGUGCGUCUUAUUGCAACAUGGUGCAGUGUACAAUGCAAGCACCAAAACUGGCAAAAAAACGCCGUUACAUUUCGCCCAACAAAGUGGAAGAAAAGAAGUUAAAGAGACUCUAAAACUGAUUGAACGUAUGUUUAUUAGAAUCAGGAGAAAGGAUAAGAAAGUGCUAAAAGAGCUGAGUGAACUGAAGAACAUAAAAUGUGCAGAAUAUCAUGCCAUAAAAAAUUGCAAAAAUGUACAUCAAGAAACUCUGACACAGAUAGCUUCAGAAAAUCGAUUUUACGAUGUAUGUAAAUUGUUUUCUGAUGUGUAG